AUGCAGCGCUUAUCCGCGGGGUUAUCGCAAGUGCUGGGCACAGACGCACCCACUGCACUCUCGUCCACCACCCCUUCCACCCAGCAUGACGCCACGUGGGGCAUGCCCGGAGCCGAGGAGAGGGUGAAGGGGGGGGUGGAGGAGGAGGGGGGAAAAGAGGAGAGGGAGGAGGAGGAGGAGGAGGAGGAGGAGGAGGAGGAGGAGGAGGAGGAGGAGGAGGAGGAGGAGGAGGAGGAGGAGGAGGAGGAGGAGGAGGAGGAGGAGGAGGAGGAGGAGGAGGAGGAGGAGGAGGAGGAGGAGGAGGAGGAGGAGGAGGAGGAGGAGGAGGAGGAGGAGGAGGAGGAGGAGGAGGAGGAGGUGAAAGAGGAGGGGUUGGAGAGGAGAAGCAUGAAGUCAGGAUCGUCUCUAGGCGACCAGCACUGGACGGUGCUACAGAUAGCACCGCCCAUGCCAUCCUUAAAGCUACUAUCAUACUGCUCCUUGCCAUGCUGCUGUGCAUGCAUCUCCCCUUCUCUCCCCCACACCAUCUCCUCUACCCCUUGUAAGUCAAUAUCCGCUUCCCUGUUACAACCUCCCGCACUUGCCUCUCCCUUCCCCGCAACCCCCUCUUCCUUCCCCUUCCCAUCUCCCCUCCCUGCCUUUCCCGCAUCUCCGUCCACCUUUUCCCUCGCGUCCCCGUCGCCCUCCUGCCCGUUCCCCUCCCCUGACUCCGCCGUCCGCCCAUCUCCUCCUCCGCAAGCGUGUUCUUCCUCCGCCCGCGCAUCCCCUUCCGCCGUCCCCGCGCUCAGCCACGCCUCAGGCUCGUCCAUGGCGCUCUCUUCGUCCAUCCCCCGCGCCGUCUCCCCCGCCUCCGCCAUCACCUGCUCGGCCGUCGCGCUGGAGAGCGCAGCAGCGCCGCGCAGAUCCGCGCGCACGUCCCACAGCGGGCGGAGGCUCUCCCCAGCCUGCGCCGAGGAGGCCUGGGACGAAGUAAAAGGCGAGUCUGACUGUAACGCGGACGUAGAACCUGACAGUAUCGAUACCAUUGCCGCCCACUUCUCCGCAGCCCCUUCUGCCUUCGCAACCCCCUCAUUCUGCCGGAUGCCUGCGCCAGGGGGAGAAACAUACGUUUCUGGAUAG
Molecule: messenger RNA, 1119 nt
Organism: Closterium sp. NIES-65
Lineage: Eukaryota; Viridiplantae; Streptophyta; Zygnematophyceae; Desmidiales; Closteriaceae
Source: the annotation of a GenBank genome assembly